AUGAUGGGAAAACAUGGUGGAUGGAAUAUCCUUCACAUAGAUUAUCCACGUUGUUCGGUCUCUCUCUUCAGGAUGUAUGAACCACAAGAUAGAUCACAACUUCCCCUCUUCGCUUUUAGUUGGUGGGAUGACAAGGGCACAUUCCAGGCCGGUGACAUAGCAACCAUCAAAGUCAAAGUGCUUGAGAAUGCUGAUAAGAUCGACAAAAAGGCUUUCAACCCCAUACUAACUGUGAAUGGAAAGAAAGGGAACAGUUCCUACGUGUCUACUGUGUUGUUAGAUUUCGAAGGCGACCCAAAUGAAUGGAAGAUUAACUUCACCCCCAUCAGGGUUGGAUUGUUUAAUGUACUCAUCAGUGAGGAGCGUUAUAAAGUUGAUGAUUCAUCUUUGCAUUUCCAAAUUACGUUGGUUUUGUAUGUGACUAAAAUGGUGGAUACUAUUCCUACUGAAGGGAACAUGUACCCGUCUGUGUGCGUUGCAUCAUGGAAGGGCGUGAGACAUGAGUAUGUAGCUGGUUCGAAAGCUACGAUUAUGGUGCUCCUUAAAGAUGCAUUUGGGAACGGUAUCUCUAAGACGACUGAAGUGUCCUAUUUGCCUGAUUUUAAGUUAUCUGUUUUGCAUGAGAAUGGUUCUGUUGCAAGUGCUCCAGAUAUCUUUAACAUAGGGUGGACUGAGUUUGAUUAUAUAGUCAUUGAGUUUGUCGUGACAAAAGCUGGAAAGUUCUCAUUGAGCUUAGAAGGAGGAAAUCAAACCUUAAAUGGUUCUCCAUUACCAUUGAAGGUGAAUCCAGUUACAAUAGCUGUACUUCUCUCUCCCUCAAAUCCAGGAACUAUAGAUGUGUCUAACUGUAUCGCCAAAUGGAACAUUGAAUCCCAUGCAUGGCAAUUGGCUUCCAAGAUGGAAAUCUUUAUAUAUCAGUUAGAUGAAUACGGAAAUCUGGUUUCUGGACUGUAUCCUUUUGAUUCUGAAGUUGUUGAAAGUGACACAAACUUGUCGAUACCGAUAUCAGAUCUUCACUUUCAGGAAGUGGAUGCUGGAAUUCAGUUGUUUUCGUUCAGCAAUUUUGAGCCAGGGAACUUCCUAUUGACAAUAUAUGAUUCCAAGCAUAAUAAAAGCAUUUCCAAUAUGCCAUAUGUUUAUACUGUUUUUAUAGGUUACUGUGAUGGUUUUAAGAGUGUUGUUAAUGGAUCCGGUUUAAAUGAUUCAGUAGCUGGUGUAAAGGAAGAAUUCUCUGUAUAUUUGAAUGACAUCUAUCAAUAUCCUUCCCCUGUUGAAGCAAACAUACUUCAAGUACAAAUUUUAAGAGAAAAUGAUUCCUACAGAGUUCCACCAGUCAUCUAUCCUAUGCUUAAUAAUGGAAGCAGAAUAGCUUCAGGAGUGAGCUACGAUGAUAUCGGUCACAUGGAACCUGCGCCGUCACCUUCAAUAGAGUUGAGCAACAAUUCUAAUGGAAGCAGGAGCUUUAUCAUGGCAAGUGAUUUUCAUGUGGAUUACAUACCAGACAAAAGUGGAUUUUAUGGUAUUAAUGUAUAUUGUGGAAACAUAUUAUUGAACAAGGGACAUUCAUUCCGAAAAGAGGUAAAAGCAGGAUAUAACUUUAUAGCAAGGUUUAUCUCAGGUGAAGUGAAUGUUUCAUUGUCAAGUGUUGUGAGGUUUUCUCCAAAGGUGCCAAAGUUGUCAAAAAAUGAAAUAAUAGUGCAGCUUGUGGAUUCAUAUUUAAACCCUGUCUUCUCGCAACAAUCAAGGUUGAAAUUGGAGAUUGCUUCUGCAAAUAGUUCUGGCUUUUCAACUUUGGACAUUACAGAUAAUAAGGAUGGAUCAUACAGCUGCAGCUAUAUGGCCAAAGAUGUUGGCACUUACGAGAUUUGUGCUUCCUUUGAUGGCAAGCGUUUCUUGUCAUGUCCCUUCAGUAUCAAUGUGUACAGAAAUGAAUAUUUUCCGAAAGCUAACAACGAUACAAUAUCUAUUUGGGAGGAUCAAUCCGUUGCCUUUGAUGUCUUAGCAAAUGAUUAUUUUGCGGGUGAUAAUGCAAGUAUAGUUGAAUUCUCAAAAUCAGAUCAUGGUUCACUUAUACAAAAUGGAAGGAUCUUUCGUUACACUCCUUAUAAAGGGUAUUAUGGAAAUGAUUCCUUUUGGUAUACAAUUUCUGAUAUAAAUGGAAAUCUUGCUUCAGCUUCCGUGUACAUAUUUGUUCUAAAUGUUCCACCUCAGUUUGUUUCUGCUCCAAAUCAACUGCAAGCAACAGAAGAUUUAAUAAGCCCUAGAUUUGGUGGCUUCACUGGGUUUGAGAUGACUUAUUCAAAUCCAAUGGAGAAUAUUUCUGUCAAUCUCAGUGCACAAUCUGGAAUUAUACUUCUGUCUCCUAUGGCUAUGCAAUUUGGGCAAUUAAUGUGGAGUGAACUUACAGUCGACACAGGAAAUGAAACAUCAACCAGCUUAUUAAUAGAAGGCUCUGUGGAAGUAAUUAAUUUUGCGCUUCAGUCAAUUCAGUAUCAGGGAAAAGAAAAUUUUUAUGGUGGAGAUACCAUUCAAGUCUCAGCCAGGAACAAGAACGGAGUAAAUUCACUGGGCAUUCCAAUUUUUGUUGAUCCUAUCAAUGACCCUCCAUUUAUUAGAGCCCCCUACUUCAUCAUAUUGAGGAGUAAUGAAGAUGAGACCCUUAUCUUUGACCAAGAGAAAGACAAGUUUGACUUUUUUAUUGGAGAUCCCGAUCUUCUUACCUUCCCUGUUUAUCCUUUGGAGAUUGAUUGCAUGGAAUAUCAAAUCCAGAGGCUUCUGAUGUCAAAAGCUGCUAAAGUGAAAAACUGGUAG
Messenger RNA from Sphenostylis stenocarpa, 2811 nucleotides. NCBI's taxonomy places the organism in Eukaryota, Viridiplantae, Streptophyta, Magnoliopsida, Fabales, Fabaceae. The record is from the annotation of a GenBank genome assembly.